This is a messenger RNA of Annulohypoxylon maeteangense, 1199 nucleotides long. RefSeq lists its product as uncharacterized. Bases 293 to 832 code for a protein of 179 amino acids. The record is from RefSeq and is a predicted model, not a curated record. The transcript has a single exon. Lineage: Eukaryota; Fungi; Ascomycota; Sordariomycetes; Xylariales; Hypoxylaceae.
UGGGAGAUGUGUUCCCAUCGCGGAUCUGGAGGAACGCAUCACGUUGGGCUAUUUAGGUAAUUUUUUGUUAGUGAUGGUUUGGGGUCAUGGGACGUACAAUGACGGAUAUAUAAGUUCACCGAGGAUGUAGAGAUAGUUCCACAUGCAUCACUGCGUCCCCUCAUCCCAUGAUAUAAAUACAAACAUCCAAUACCUACCUACAUAUACAACAGCAUCUAUAAAACCCCAUCGAUAACCCAGCAAAGCAAAGCCCAAUACCAGCAAAUCCGAACCCCCCAUUCCCGCACCCAAAAUGCAUCUCCACCACAUCCUCCCCUCCCUCAUCCUCCCCAGCACAGUCCUCAGCCUCCCAACAAGCCCUACGACAACCUCCCCGGACGACUCCAGCUCGACCUGCAGUCUAUACCCGUACCCCUCUCCGCCGACGAACCCACCGUCGUGUUGGGCAUGGGAAACCCAACCGGGCGAUCCAUCCAACUACUGCGGACCCACCACGCUCUCCAUAGUCGCAUCCGCCAGCACCACCUCAUCAACCUGGCUUGACGGUUGUACUUCCCUUCGCGAUGCCCAGGUCGCUUCGAAUCGAGAUUACCUCCUAGCGACGUAUUCGACAGACAAUUUCAACACGCUACUCACGUCAGGUGAAUGUGCGUUCCAAGUACAGCCUGCAACACCGCCGUCAAGCGAUCAGGUAUACAUCGGGGGGACCGAUGUCGUCGAUGUGCUCGGGUCCGCUAUCGAUGCCGCUAAAGCCUCGGGUGGGAAGAACGGCGUGGAGGGAUCAAUGACUUGUGCGCCUGGCGAAGUAAAGUGGAGGGUCGUGCCUAUAUGAAUGACUAAGGGGAUAUGCGAACGGAGUCCGCUAUACGAGUCAUCUAGUUGAGUCAGCUAGCCCCAAAUUUACACUCACUUCACACACAGAAAAGAGUCCAGACUCUGUCGGAAUAAAUGUGUCCUUCAACUUCAUUUGAGCCGAAGCCGUCUGGUACCGCAUCACGUAGAAAUCUCAAGGUUGAAAAACGAUCAAAUACUUUUGUAUUGCAGUAGGGCGCCUAUAGCGAAUGUCUCUCCCUAGUCCAAUGAUUAAUACUUCCCCGACCCAAGACUGAGGGUCUUCCGCAAACUCCUGAAUGAAAUGCAUCGUCCUUGGACGCUAUAAUUCAUUAGACAGGAAGCGCCGAGCCGAAUUACGCAGGUAG